GAUAGUCUACUGCUCUGGCGCACGAGCCGAGACGAAUAGUAUGAAAAGAUAGUCAGGAGUUAGAAAAUAAAAUUACAUGGAUACUCAGGGUAGAAAGAUAUAAUUUCGGUGAGGUUAUGGGAUUACAGUUCAAUGAAAUACACCUGACUAUCCUCGAGUAUGACUGAGUGUCGUCAGAUUCGUUUAAGUCGUUGUAUACGAUAUAAAUCAAGUGACAAGCGGUUGAUUUAUCGCUGCCAAAAUAUAGUGCUGUCAACCUAUGCUAAGAAGAAAGAGAGUAAGAGUAAUAAGACAUAGUAUAGAAAAUACGUAUAUGUAUAUGUGAUUGUUGUCACUGGGUCACUGGGUAAUAUUUUGUGAAUAUCAUUUAUAAUAUUAAAUACAAGCCGAACAAUGUUUGAGGGUGCAGUGGCAGCUUUUUUAAAUCGUCUCCUAGGAAGAUAUGUCGAGGAUCUUGACACUGAACAAUUCAAUGUAGGAAUAUUCUCAGGUGAAACGUACCUGACGGAUCUUAAGCUGAAACCAGAGGCCUUGUAUCAGCUUGGGUUACCGAUUAGAAUAGAAAUUGGUAUUAUUGGAAAGGUAUCUUUAAAAAUACCAUGGGCAGGUCUAUUUUCUCAACCAAUUAUUUUGUGUAUAGAGGAUAUUUAUAUUGUUACUGUACCGUCAAUGUCUGGGAUUUAUGAUCCGGAAAUACAAAAAAAAUUGAUGCGCGCCUCAAAGAGGAAAGUCUUGGAAGAUUUGGAAGGUGAUGGAUUACUUCGUUCAGGAUUACCUUCGGGCCUUCUUGACAAUCUGAUGGCAUCUGUUGUUAAAAAUUUUCAGAUAACAGUGAAUAAUGUUCAUGUAAGAUAUGAAGAAACUUUUUCUGAUGGUUUUAAAAUCGCUUGUGGAUUAUGUCUACAAAGUUUUUCUAUGGCUACUACUAACAACAAAUGGAAGCCUGGCGUUACUCCAGUUACCUCAACAUCAGUAUAUCAAUUAAUACGCGUGGAAUCCCUUAGUUUAUACUUAAAUCCAAAUGGAAGUUCUUCAUUACCAUUUUAUCCAAAAAUAUGGGAUUUUACAAAUCUUUUGGCCUGGAAAGCAGUUAUGCAUCGUUCUUUAAGAACUUUUGCUAUAAAUAGUGAAGAAUUUCAAUUUCUUAUUAAACCUUUUACAACUAAAAUCAAAGUGAUUAUGAAUCAAAGUAACGAAGGACAGGCUGCUAGAAUGUUAGUUGACAUUGUACUUCAAGAUAUUGCAAUGCAAAUAUCCGACAAGCAAUUUGCUGCAUUUUGUUUACUGUGGGAAUCACUUCAACAAGGCUUCGUAGAAAGAACAAAAUUAAUUCAAAAAUGUCACCCAGUAGUUAAAAUAUCUGAAAACUCAAAAGCUUGGUGGCACUACGCUUGCACAGCUAUUCUUGAACAAAACAUUAGGCCUUAUACUUGGAAAUAUAUAAAAACUCACCGUGAAAAUUAUAAAGUUUAUAAAGAAACAUUUAUACAAAGUUUAUUAAGACCAAAUGAUACUGAAUUAAAAUUAGAUUUACAAAAGUACGAAGAUUGUUUAACAAUUUUAAACAUUAUUAUUGCAAGAGAACAUGCUAAAAUUGAAUUAAAAGAAAACUAUCCAGAUUGUGUAACUGUUGAGUCUGGAUCAAACAUCAAACUUGCUGUUAAUUGUGAAAAAAUUCAAGAAAUUUGCGGUAUACCGAGUAGUCCGAAGCCAAAUAAUACAAAUGACAAUGAGACUAAAUUUAAGCUAGAAUUAAUGCCUAAAUAUAUAGAAAAAAAAUACAAUUUUACAUUGGCUAAUUGGUCGUUUAGUUUAUUCAGCAAUGAUCGUGAAAUUCUUGUGACAACAAUAACGCAGUUUUUAACCAGCAUAGAAACACGACCUGAAUGCUUAGCUUACAAAAUAUCAGCUCGUGCUGAAAGUCUUGUUAUUGAAGGAGCUUCGUCAGAAAAUGACUUGAUACCUCUUGUCACAGCGGACAAUAUUUUAACAGGGAAUGCGGCUGUUAAUUUUUUAGCGAUAGAUUUUGAAAAAAAUCCGCCAAACUCAGACUUUAAUUAUGACAUAAAUGUUCGAUUAGAAGCAUUUGAAGUAACUUAUCACAAAUACGCAAUGCUAGAAAUAUUGAAUUUGUUUAAACGUAAUAAAUCUCACGUUCAGCAUUUAGCGUGUAGCCUUCAACGUGGCUAUAAAAGAACAAAAAGUAAAUGUAUUACGCUUAUUAACUCAAUAAUGAAUCGAAGAUUAAGAAUAAAUUUAAAAUUAGAUAUUAAAGGUCCGUAUUUUGUUUUCCCGGAUAACGGCUCUAUACAAGAAGGAGAGCAUAUUAUUAUACUUGAUUUAGGUAGAAUGACGCUUAAAACAGAAUUACAAGCAGUAGAAGUACAACUAGAAGAUGCAACAUUAAUGGAAUUAGAAGAAUUGCUUUAUGAUCGUAUUCAUAUAGUUUUAACUGAUAGUCAAAUGUUGAUAUGUCAUACUGGUGAUGACUGGCGUGAAUCACGGAGUUGGAAGGACUCUGAAAAUCAUGUUAUACCUAAAAUACAGUCAAAUGUUACCGUGUCUUUUAGUAUUAAACCUGAUUAUCGAUUACUACCAAAAUUAAAGCUCAACGUAUCUAUUUCUACAUUGAAAAUAAAUUUAUCUAAACAUAAACUACUUUGUUUGAAUGAAUUUUUAAAUCUACUAUCGAUACCAAAUCUUGAUGACAUUGAAGAAUUCCGACAAAGUCUAUUAAAAAUUCAAGAAGAAACAAGUGAAUUUAUUUCACUUUCAUCUGAACAAUUAAUCCGUGUAAGAACAAUCGUAGCUCUGUCAUCAUUUAUUUUGGGCCGAGACAUAUCUAAUUAUUCUACUGUCUUACCAUCAACAAUAAUAACCGAAUCGGAAAAAAGUAUUGUUUCUUCUUCGGAAUUCAGCGAAGAAGAUCUUGAGCAGUGGAUUAAAUCAGUCAAUUAUUCUGGAUUUGAUGAUAACAUCUCACCACACAAUCAUGUUAAUUUGUUACUUAGAAUAGUAAUAGGUGAAUUGUGUAUUCAUGCAUGUAGUACAAGUAAUGGUAGAGAAAAACCUUAUUUAAUUCUACGUCUCUGUACACUUUACUUGGAAUCUGCAAUAAUGGAGUACGGACCAGCUUUUCAGCUAGGAGUGGGUACUAUUGUUCUAGCUGACAAAACAAACGCCGGAAUUACAGGGUCUUAUCUUGAGCUUAUAUCAACUGACGGCUCAUAUGAUAUUAUCGGUAUGUCUUAUCGUAAAGUCCGAGCUAAUUGUCCGGAUUUUAAAUCACAUUUCAAGAGCAUUGAACAAUCGUUAAUAUUCAAUAUACGUAAUCUUAAUGUUGUUUUUCAUCAACAAGCUUUUCUUAAGAUUAAGGACUACUGUGACGAUUUAAAAACUAUACCAUUUCCUGGACAGAUACCGAAUAUCAUUGAAAUAAUAAAGUAUGCAUUUAAUUUCUUAAAAAAAAAUGAAGACGAUCCACCGGUACCGCCUGGCGCUAUCAAACUCAGUUAUUCGGCGAGACUUCAUACAUUUGUACUGCGACUUUGUACUAAAGACAUGGAUCUUAUGGAAAUUCGUGUAUUAGGAUUAGAAAGUGACUGCAUUUAUAACGCGAAUGAGAGAAUGAUAUUAACAGCAUACCUUCGUGGGCUUGCUAUUGAAGAUCUUAGUGAAAUUACCCUUUACUCGAAAAUUCUUACUACUGACGACGAUAAAGUAUUUGAUCUCAAAUAUGUGAGACACGCACCCAAACUUUAUUCAGCAUCUGAAAUGAAAGCGAGCGAUGACGUUAAAACCGACGGAAGUUUUAAGCUUUCAUUCGGAAAAAUAAAUUGUAUAUUGUUAUCAGAAGUAUUUCGGGAUUGUUGGCAUUUUAUAGAACCUUUUAUACAUCUUAUUAAAUCAAUUAUGCCGGCUCAGGCAUCUCAGCUUUUUGUUUAUUGGAGUGUUGAAGAGUUGAGAAAAAGUGCCACGAAAUUACGAAUUUUCAUUGAUUUCCAAGUCCCAACGUUUCUUUUGCCGCAGGCAAGAGAUGUGCCCAAUGUCAUACUUUUAGAUCUGGGCAUUUUGACGAUUGAAAAUUUUUUUAAGAUAAAUGAAAAGAUACGAACCACUGAUGAAAGCAUUCGAGAAAAUUAUUCCUCUGUCCUGGACAAUAUCUUGAUUAAAUUUUCUUCUAUGACUUUGUCACGAGCUAUCAUGACACUCGCUGGUGUUUUAAAAAUCCAAGAACCAAUCAUAGAGCCUGUUCAAAUUCGGUUGGAUGUAAAGAGAAAUAUUGAAUGUCGUAAUAAAACAGGGCUUCAAGUAUACGGUCUUUGUGAGAUUAUUGGAUCAGUGGACUUACUCAUGAUUAACUUAAGUCAAAAAGAUCUCGCGUCAAUUUUAAUUAUUUGGGGAGAUAAUUUAUCAAAAAUAAUAGCAAUUCAUCAAAAUGAUACAAUUGACAAUGAGUCUUUGAAAAAAAAAAUCAAUUUCGAAAAUGAAGCAACGGUUAAAAAACUCGAGGUCUUUUUUAUUCAAGAUGAAAAUCCAAUCCGUGAGAUAAAUAUGAAAAUUACAUUUGAUGGAUUACAAUUUAAUUUGUUUACAGACUCAGACGAGGUGUUGAGUUCGCCAGUACGUGACUUGAAUGACGGUUUAGGAAAGCUUACUCUUGGUGAAAUAAUUAUGACUUUUGAGUUAUACAGCAACAAAAGUAUGAGUAUGAAAGUUUCUUUAAGAACUUGUAUUCUAGAAGACACAAGAAAAGAAGAAACAGUAAUUCGCAAAAUAAUCCAAUCACCAGCAAAAUCAGCAGGACUGAAUUUCGAAUCUUGUAUCUCAGUAUCCGAACCACCAGUAUUUGACUUUACUUUCACACAAGCUCCAGCAGGAGAUCAGUGCAUUGAUAUGCUCAUUGAAGAAACUCGAUUCAACUUAUCAAUUCCAUUUUUACUACAGCUAACUCGUUAUUUUGUUGACUCCCUGCCUGCUGAACCACCAGAUACAGGUGUUGUCAAUGAAGCUUAUGAAGGACAUGCAGAGAAUCCUGUUGAAAAGAAAAAAGUGUUCCGAAGAUUUUCAACUCAAAAUGUAACAGAUUUAUCCGAACAAUCAGGUACAUCGGUGUCUAUACGAGUACGUAAACCAGAAGUUUUAUUAUUUGGAGAUUUGAAAGCUAGCAAUGCCCAUGCGAUCCUGGUCCAAGCAGAGCUAACAAUCGAGUAUAGUCGCCAUGCAGGAAUAUCAUCUAUUGUAUGUAUGUUAUCAAACGUCUGCGCUAAAAGCAAAAGUCAAGAGCGAUAUCGUCGUCAAGCACCGCAGUCUGUGCUACAUCCCUGUGACAUCGAAAUCAGCGCCAAGGAGAAGUCCCCAGAUGACCGAGCGCAAAUAUGUUUCGAUGUGAGCCCAGUCAAUAUCCAUCUGUCUGCCGGAGUCAUCUGCACAUUCAGCCAAAUUUUGAACGAUGCUGCUGGAAUUUUUCGAAUCAUCGAUGCCAAAUUUGAUAACAAAAAUGGAAGCUUGGAAUCAAAUUCGCACAUCGAUCUUUGGUCUCCAAAGAAAAUUUUCUCGGUCCCUUGUAAGCGCAACAGUCAGGAACAUUCACUGAUCAACUCAGCAGCGUUGGUGAAUGAACACUCAACACAAGUGAGAAUUUUUAACUUGAAACCAGUUGUUAUUCAUCUGGUCUUUGAAAUGGAAGAAACUAUUGAGCACAUUCCUAUGAUAAAAGCUGAAAUUGAAGUAGGUGCUACAAUCAGCUCUGUCGAUGAUAGAUUUCAACUUGAAUCUAAUUUUAAAAUUCAUGCAUUUUGUUAUAAUCACAAUCGAGGUAAUUGGGAACCUUUAAUUGAACUCUGUACACAAGACGAUGUUGCUUAUAAUCCAUGGGAACUGACAAUACGAGCUUAUCAAGUUGAAGCACAUGAGCUUAGCUCCUACUGCCGCCACUCUUGGAAUCAAAUAAAAAAAUCAACACCAAAAAGACGAAGAACUGAAAAUUACAACAGUGAUGACGAUCAAAGUAACGAAGAUAUGAUUUUUAUAAGACCCAAUUCUAAUCUUACGUCAAAAAUAAGCUUACCAGAGUACACGUUUGAACACGAUGAUGAUUCAGAUUCUAAUGAAGAAGAGGGUUCUGAAAAAUUAGCUAGGAGUUUUAGUCAUUUAUUUACAAAAGAUCAAAGUGACGAAGAUGAUGACAGUGAUUCUGACCAUUCUAGUAAAUGUGAAGAUGAAGGUCUUGAAUUAACCCCUGAUCAUGUGGCUGAAAUAAAUGACUGCCUACAUGAUCACACGUUAAUUAAAAGUGACUGUUGGGCAAACUAUAUUAUUAUCAAUGCAGAAGAGCGGCUAAAUUUCACUGUCACCAAAAAUACUAUAGAUAUUUUUGAUAUUAUUCUGGAACUAUUUUCAAAAAGUUGUACGGAAAUUCCAAUUGUCCCUACAAAUGUUGGGAAAUUGAGUUUACUUAACAAAAUUGGGCAUACUAGUAAGAUAGAAUUGCGAGCUGAAGAAAAAGGAAAUAGUAAUAAUAUUAGUCGAUUAAUAGCAAGUAAAGAAUUCAAAAUUAAAGAUGAUUCUCCUGUCAGUGCUCCAAGUAGUCCUGAGAGUGAGAACAAUAUUUUUGGUGAACAAUAUAUAGAAUACGGGUUUAUGGACCAAGAUGAUAAGUCUUACGAUAAUUCUCUUAAUAAUUUAGUUAUCUUUCCUGAUCAAUCUCCUGUCAAUAUUUACAACAGUUUGACCGAAGAGAGUCUAAGGAUUUACAUUGAUGACUUUGAAGAAUCAGUGAUUUUUUGUCCUAAAUGGCAAGGUUAUAAAUUAAUACCGUUACGUCCAGCAAAACAUGACGUUCGAUAUCAUCUAGUUGUUGAAGUAACCACCAAUCAUCAUUUACAUCGAACAAUAACUGUUCGAUCGCCUCUUCAAUUUCGUAAUGAAACAUCGUAUACGUUGGGGCUGUAUUACAAAAAACAAUUAGCUGAGCAAUUACAACUUGAGCACAUUGGUGAAACUUUAAAUCCAUUUGACGAUAGUAUGAGGAUAGCUGUCAUUGAGCCUCAUGAUAUUUACAAUGUUCCUAUGUAUAUUACUUAUCAUUUUCCUAUUCAUAUCAUGCCUGUACAUUUUGGAGAAUAUCAAGUAAGUGACCGCGGAAUAUUCUGGAAAGAAUUGUGUGAGAAUUUAAAUACUCCUCGUGAUAUUUAUUGUCAAUCUAAAGAUGGGAAUUCAAACUCAAUAUUUGGAGCUAAAGUAACUUGUACUGAGCAUCCAAAAUUCGAGAGAAUUAAUUGCCAAGUGCCACAGUAUCUCAUCAGCAUUGUUCCACCUAUAGUAUUUGAUAAUAAAUUACCAUUCGUUAUUGACGUUGAUGUUCCAUCAAUAGAUUAUGAAGUUAGAAUCGAGCCAGGAGAACGGAUAAACGUUUAUUCGAUAAAAUGUGACAAUGACACUACAGUUAAUUUCAAAAUUAAAAACUACCUUGGUGCUCAAUGGGCUGGAACAUUUAAAUUAAAUUCAGAAUUAGAGAGAAAAUUAAUUAAAAUGUUUGCGGACGGCGAUACAGAUGCUGUUUGGAGGCCAUUUAUGUUGUGUGUUGAAUUAAAUAAACUAAGUAGUUGGACAGUUGUUAUUUAUUCCGAGUAUUGGAUUAUUAAUAAAACGGGAUUACCUUUGAAAAUUCAGGAAACUUUGUCAAAUACCGUCGAAAUUCCUGGCGAAGACUUGAUAGUUUUUUCUCAGAAGAAAAAUCGUCGUAAGCUUGUGAUGCUAAAAGUUCAUCAAUCGGAUUGGUCAAUGUCAUUUGGCUUGGAUGCAAUAAGUUCAAUGUCCCUGAUAGUAUGCAAAGACGUUGAACGUAAACGAAAGUACAGAAUACUUGCAGAAAUAGCUGAUUCAACAUUAUCACCAAAUUUUACUAAAAUUGUAACCUUUUUACCUUAUUUCUUUGUGAAAAAUAAUACCAAACGAGCUCUAAGGUUCAUGGAAGAAAACGAAGAUGCUGAUUUAUGGAACGAUUUGCCAGCAGGACACGGUACCGCUUUCUGGCCUUACACAGAGUCUAUGAGAAUGAGAGUUAAAUGGAAAAACAGCCAACUAGUAUCUCAGCAUUUCGAUUUUACUAAUAUUGGAAAAAUCGUCCUGAGAAUGGAAAAUGGAUCAGCUCUGUGCGUUGAUGUGAAAGGAGGAAAUAAUUCUCCCUUCCGAAUAAUUUUUGAAAAAUACGAGUGCGGAGAUGCACCGGUACGAGUUGAUAAUCUCUGUGACGAUUUAUUUUUAAAAUUAAAUCAAGUUAAUUUAGGACAAGUAGCUUUGCUCAGUCCUUUCCAAAGUGUUCUUUAUACGUGGGAUGAUCCUACAGAAAUAAGAGAACUCGUAUGGAAUAUUUACAAUAGUAAAACUAAAAGUUAUACCGCACAAUUUUAUACUGAUGGCUACGGACAAGAGACUGUUACGUUUCGAACAUUGAAACGAUCACCAGUUAUGCCUCACUCAAAUUCUGUAACUAAAAAAUAUCCAAAUGAUACUAAAUUUGCGCAUUCUGUUAAUUCGACGUCACUUUGUAGCAGCAGUGAUGACUCUGACAGUGAGGCAGAGGCUAAUGCUCCAACUAUAGAGAAAGUCCAAAAAAAUAAAGCUAUUGUUUAUUGGAUAAGUUAUGCUGAAAAGAAACAACGAGUUUUAAUGUUUACUCAGGAUGAAAAUACCUUUUUAAAAGCUAAAAGUCUUGUGGACCCUGAGUGCAGUAAAAAUGAAAUAUUUUUAGCUCUAGCAGGAAUUGGUUUAAGUAUUAUAGCAGAGUCGCAAAUACCUAAUACAAACGGGCGGGAAUUAGCAUACGUUAGUAUAACAGAUUCAGCUGCUCACUGGGAAUUAGACAUUGGAAAACGUUGGAAAGCAUUGACAUUAGAACUUGACGCAUGGAUGGAAGACAAAUACAAACAUUCAUCCAAUAAUAUUGAGUUUGAUAAUUACAUUAAUGUUAAUUUUGCUAAAAUGCACAUGACUAAACCGUUCUUUGGUAAACUUCGUCGCACAUAUUCACCUGGGAUUUGGAUUCAUUUGAGAAAAUCAAAUACACUGACAUACGUACAGGGAAACAUUCACAGGAUACAAAUUGACAAUCAAUUACAUGAUGCUAUUUUCCCAAUUAUUCUUCGACCUGGAUCAAAAAAAUGUUUCAGUAAUAGCUCAGGAAUCCCAAGAUUGAAACACUGCAUUGAAUUUUUCUUUUUAAAACAAACUAAGAGUACUCAUGAUGUUUACAAAAAAAUAAAUUUAAUCAUACGAGAGUUUCAUAUUAAUUUACAAGAAGAAUUUCUUAUCCGAUUGAUUAAAGAUUUAUUUCCCAAAAAAAAAGACGAUACUAAACAUUCACUUGCAUCAAGAUUAAAAACCGAUUUAUCAAAUGUUUAUGUUUCUUUGCCUUGUUUGCCAGAUAAACAGGAUCGCAAUCGUAGUAAUAUUAUUGAACUUGUGUAUAUUGCACCUAUACAAUUGCAUGUUAAAUUUUUGGCGUCUGCUGAAGCAAGAGUUAUUAGCCAAGACCCGAUGGAUUAUUGUAAUAUUAUACGAAUGAUGUUUGCAUAUGCCAGCAAAGGAACAUUUUUAAAACAAGCUGAGUUCAGGUUACCUCACUAUGAACGUAUUGACACUAUGAUGGAUAAUGAAGAAUGGUUAUUCGAUGCAUGGAAAAAUUAUAAAUCCGAACUGAGACAUCAGUUUAAUGUAUUAAUACUGUCAAUGACAGUCUUGGGUAAUCCCUAUAGCUACAACUUUAAAUGCCCUGGAGAUAGUUUCUAUGACACGGAUACUUUAGUUAUACAGGGCGAUGAAACGGCUGAGAAACUCAGUUAUAACGUUGCAUACCUUUUAGGAUAUUCGUGUAUGGACGGCCUAUUUACUCCCAUUAUCAACAUUAAUUUAUUUGAAUCAGAAACAUCUCGUAAUAAGAGAAAAAUUUCACGAUUCGAGAGUACAGACACUCCGUUAUCGGCGUUAACACUGGAUAGAUCAUAUUCAAUCGGUGUUGAAUUAGAAAUGUCUGGCUUGAUAGUUAAGCCAUCAGAUAAUACUCAUCAGGAAGAAUUAAAAUAUUCUUUAAAAGCUCUCAGCAAAGGAAUAAUUGGAAUAUCUAAAUUAGAGGACGGAAAAUCUUCAUUAAGAAUUCAACCUGGUUUAAUAUUAGACACGAUAAAAAGAGCUCAAGAAAUGGGAUAUAAUUUUAUAUCACGAAUACGCUUUCCUCGUUAUAUUAAUCCGUACCUGGCAGUAGAACUAUACUCAACUUACAAAGCUCGUGGAAUGUAUCUUUUAAACACAAUAAUAAAGAGUGAAUAUGCGAAUGCUGAAAUUUACUGGGCUCAUGCUGCACUUUCUAAUGACGGAAAACACAUAGCUCUUGUGUCUUUACAGAAAAUUUAUCUCGUGGAAAAACGAUGUAGCAUUUGGGCGUCUUGGCACGUUGCAUGGUCCAUCGAAACAAAAGAACUUAUAGAACCACCUGUUGUUGAUGGAAAUAAACUUAUUCUUCAUGUGAAUAAAAUAUCACAGAAUCAAAUUUUAUCCCAGACCACGGCAGAUUGGUAUUUGGAGAGCGAAGAUACGACGACAUUGAAAUGGCUCAGUCAAAAAAUAAAUACUGCCAUGAUAUUAAAUAUGAUAAAUUCAAGAUACCGAUCAGGAUAAGACAAGAAAAAAAUUAAUGGUUAUUAUUUAUUGCUAUAAAAAAUUUUUUUAAUGUUGUGUAUAUGUUGUAUUAAAAAAAAAGUAUUUAUUCUGUACUAUGUAAUUCUGUAUAACGUGUUCAGUUAAAACACAAAUGAAAUUAAGAAAAAUUUUAUAAAUGUUAAUUUAAGUUGAAAAAAAAAUUAAGUUUAAUCAAUCAAAAAAUAAAAUAUUCGGUGUUGAAUAAUUUUAAUAACAAUUAUUUCUGGAUAAAGUACAUCUAGUUUAUUUCAUAAUUUAUUUACAAAAAGUCUUAGUAAAUUACACUUACAGGCAUCUCCACUCGAACUAAAGUAAAUAAUUUAAGAGCUACACGUAUUAAGAUGUCUAUAUAGUAGGAUACUUUGGGGGACUGGAGAGUAAGCCAAGGUUCAGGGAAAGUAUGUGUUGUGUUAUCAUUUAUUUUUUUUUACUGAUCGUAAUUUUAUUUAUAGGCGGUAUUACCAUCACGCGUGUACUUGUUUGAAUAUUAUUUUUUUUUUUGUUAUUAUUGUGUUGUAAUCUACUCGCUGACUUUUAAUAAAAAAUAAACCAUAUGAUCCCGAUAAUAAGUUAAUUGUUGAUAUUUAUCUCGACAUUUGAAUUACAAUGAAGAGGCGGAGGGGUCAGGUAAAUAAUUCAAUGAUUAGAAAAGUUAUAAUUAUGAAUAUAACGACAAAAAAAGUAAUUAAUAUUUGUUAUCAAACGAAAAUAAAAGUUUAAAAAAUUGAAUCAAAAUAAAAAUUAAUAUAAUUUGAGGAUUUAAAGAAAAAAGUUACAAUAAAAUGCUAAUCUAUAUACUUGAUUGCUGGCCAAACAUUCUAAUAAGAUAGAGAUCGUCAUAUGUAUAUAUAUUUAAGUAUGUGUUUAUAUACUUCACUUAAUUAUAUACAUACAUGUAAUAAAUAUACAUCUAUAUGUAUACAAUUUUGAGAAUUAAAUAUGCAAAUAAAAGCUAA
This is a messenger RNA of Cotesia glomerata, 11654 nucleotides long. RefSeq names its product vacuolar protein sorting-associated protein 13A-like. NCBI's taxonomy places the organism in Eukaryota, Metazoa, Arthropoda, Insecta, Hymenoptera, Braconidae. The transcript is spliced from 25 exons. The record is from RefSeq and is a predicted model, not a curated record. Gene Ontology annotation, biological process: protein retention in Golgi apparatus; protein targeting to vacuole. The coding region runs from base 394 to 10677 and encodes 3427 amino acids. Gene Ontology annotation, cellular component: extrinsic component of membrane.